Molecule: messenger RNA, 3404 nt
Organism: Salvelinus fontinalis (brook trout)
Lineage: Eukaryota; Metazoa; Chordata; Actinopteri; Salmoniformes; Salmonidae
Product: rho-related GTP-binding protein RhoU-like
Exons: 3
Coding region: 611-1375 (254 amino acids)
Biological process (GO): small GTPase-mediated signal transduction
Molecular function (GO): GTPase activity; GTP binding
Source: RefSeq, a predicted model, not a curated record
GAGAUCAAACAGGCUGAGGGAUACAAAUGUAAGAAUUGUGUCCAAUUUAACCAUCAAUAGUAGAGCAUUGGAAACCAUUGAACAGACGAAGCCUUACAAAUGAGUUCAUAAAAAAAUAUUUUUAUACAAAAAUAAUCAAAUUCUACCCCAUACAGAGUAGGAUAUAUUUGCAAUCUACGGGGGGCUUGCUUGUUGCUAUUGGUCAAUGGUGCAAUGUUUUUUCUGACUCUGGUGUUUGAUGAUGUCAUGUUGCUCACGAGUAGAAGGCUGAGAUUUUUUUACAGUCAUAGGGCUGAGUAGGUGAGGGGAGUGCAAACUACAACUUUGGAAAAGAUUCAGGAAAUACAUUUCUAAUCAUACAGGGUGGAAACAUUUUCACCUAUUGGAUUUAUUGCUUGAGGAAUUUAUUUCUGUACAAUGGGGGAUUUACAUCAAGGUGUCUACAUCGUCUUUGUAGAAAGCCAACACUUUUUCCAGCCAUGGAACUCCACAAGAGAUAAGGGACAGUUCUUGUGAAAGUCCCGUUGAUGUCAGAUCUAGGAAACGAAUGGUUUGGCGUAACUAGGAUUAACUGGUUGCUGGACAGUUCCAUUGGCGAUACAACAAGGCGAUGCCACCCCAGGACGACGGAGAUUAUAAACCUGUAGCGGUGUCGGCGGCGGUCCCACCGGUUCCUCCUCCGAGGGUUCGGAGCAGAGAGUCGUUUUCGGGCUCCAAGUGUCGGUCCGGUGGCGGAGAGCGUAAAGUGAAGUGUGUGCUUGUCGGUGACGGCGCAGUUGGGAAGACGAGCUUGAUUGUCAGCUACACCACAAAUGGAUAUCCAACUAAAUAUGUCCCAACUGCCUUUGAUAAUUUUUCAGCGGUCGUGGCAGUUGAUGGCAAGCCAGUGAAACUGCAGCUUUGUGACACAGCUGGACAGGAUGAGUUUGACAAGCUGCGUCCGCUCUGCUACACCAACGCAGACAUCUUCCUGCUGUGCUUCAGUGUCGUCAGCCCCUCCUCCUUCCAGAACGUAACAGAGAAAUGGGUGCCAGAGAUUCGCCGGCACUGCCCGCAGGCACCGGUGGUUCUGGUGGGCACCCAGUCAGACCUGCGGGAGGAUGUUAAUGUUCUGAUUGAGCUGGCCAAGUACAAAGAGAGGCCUGUGGUGCCCCAGGAGGCCCAGCAGUGUGCCGAGGACAUGAGGGCCGUGUCAUACAUGGAGUGCUCAUCACUCACCCAGAAGAAUCUCAAAGAGGUGUUUGACGCAGCCAUCGUGGCCAGCAUCCAGCACUCUGACAGUCAGCAGCAGCAGCAUCGACUGACAAAACGGACUCCAGACAAGAUGAAGAAGCUUUCUAAGUCAUGGUGGAAGAAGUACUGUUGCGUGGUUUAGCCUCUAUCUGUGUGUGUGACAGGACGGACGCAUAGGUUCCAAUUUUGCUUCCAUGUCAGCACGUUAACAGACUUUAGGGGCAGUAAGGAAAACAGUGACUGGAAUAUGGACGAAGGUCUGGUCUGAAGUAUCUGAGUUAUGUGUAGGUUAGGCCUCAAUGACCCCAUGCUAUUUUUGCUUUACCAACGUGAGCUGCACUGGAGACAGAGCUGACUUCCCUCAAAGACUACUCAUUGACUUUCCAUUGCCUUAUAUCCAUGAUCCCAGGGGGGGGACGGGGGACGGGACAGCUUCUACAUGGACUACUGUGGAAGAUGAAGCCCUCUUGAUAACCAGGAGGGAUUAUGUUGUUAUAUCAUUGUUUUAUUAACCUGGUUUACUCUGACCUUUCCCAUGGUAAGUGUACAGUAUGUAAACUCAGAUUCAUUUAGCAUAUGAGAUUGAGUCAACUUUCCGAUGUGGGAUUUACCAUCUCUUCGAUUUAGCAGUGCCUAUGGUAAAAAAAAAGAAUCUGUGCAGUAAUCAGAUAAUGCGAGGAGAGUACUGUGUAACGUUCAAUAUUUUAAUGCGUGUUCUUUCAGCCCAUAUUGGAGAGCCUCAUUUGGCUUGUUGUCUAAUGUACAAACCACAUAGAAACAUAGAUUUGUUUUCUCCAAAAAUAUUUUUUCAGAAUUUCUAGCUGUUGUUUACAUUAGGACAUGUGUUCUGUCCAAGCUCAUAUGAGGGUCACAGUCUCUAGCUAUGUGCUGGAAUUCUAACUAGACUUGUUGACCUUUGGUUCACUUCACCAUAGCACCACCUGAGGAGUUUUAAACAAACACCUUACUCUGUACAGGGCUGACUGCAGCUGAGUCAACGUUAACUUUUAACUACCUUACUCUGUACAGGGCUGACUGCAGCUGAGUCAACGUUAACUCUUAACUACCUUACUCUGUACAGGGCUGACUGCAGCUGAGUCAACGUUAACUCUUAACUACCUUACUCUGUACAGGGCUGACUGCAGCUGAGUCAACGUUAAUUAUUAACUACCUUACUUUGUACAGGGCUGACUGCAGCUGAGUCAACGUUAACUUUUAACUACCUUGCUCUGUACAGGGCUGACUGCAGCUGAGUCAACGUUAACUCUUAACUACCUUACUCUGUACAGGGCUGACUGCAGCUGAGUCAACGUUAAUUAUUAACUACCUUACUUUGUACAGGGCUGACUGCAGCUGAGUCAACGUUAACUCUUAACUACCUUACUUUGUACAGGGCUGACUGCAGCUGAGUCAACGUUAACUCUUAACUACCUUACUCUGUACAGGGCUGACUGCAGCUGAGUCAACGUUAACUUUUAACUACCUUACUUUGUACAGGGCUGACUGCAGCUGAGUCAACGUUAACUCUUAACAGCUAGCAGAGUAAGGUAGUUAUUAAUGACUAUGAGCAAAUAAUUCAAUAUCUUUCUGAAACCAAUACCAUGGAAAGAGUAUGUUAAUUGUCCCAAGCAAGCUUAACAAUACCAUAAUCUUGUAUUAUGUUGAAAAAAAGUUGUCAAUACCUAUUUUCCUAUCACUGUGGCAUAUGUGAUGUCUAUCUCUGUCAAUACAGUGUUCUGAUUUAACCUAUAGAGAUGAGGUUAUUAGAAUUUCAAAAUGAUAACCAUAGAAUUAGGAAUUAGAAUACUAAAAUGGACAUGAACAUUCUUAAGAUGGUCCAAAGGUCAGCCAUUUUGUUCAGGGAGUUGGGCAACUAUGGUUUGACAGUGCUGUGAUAAGAUAUGGUGUGAAACAAUGAAUGUGUAGAAUUUAUCUGUACUGUGUGUUUGUUAGCUAGCUAGCCAGCCAGUUUUAGAGGAAUUUUUCCAUUAAUUGUUCAAAUUAAAUGCCAAUAUGCCAACAUUCCAUUCAAACAAUGCAGUCAAUCCACAGCCGUACACUGGCCGAAAUCAGUUGAUGAUAGGACUGAGACAACUUGUAAAUGCAACAACUACUGAUACUGUAUCAUAAAAGCACUCACAACUUUCCAAGAAAAUAAAAUCUGAGACAUU